This is a messenger RNA of Orbicella faveolata, 4072 nucleotides long. RefSeq lists its product as uncharacterized. The record is from RefSeq and is a predicted model, not a curated record. Gene Ontology annotation, cellular component: nucleus. Gene Ontology annotation, molecular function: RNA polymerase II cis-regulatory region sequence-specific DNA binding; DNA-binding transcription activator activity, RNA polymerase II-specific. Gene Ontology annotation, biological process: regulation of transcription by RNA polymerase II; gliogenesis. Lineage: Eukaryota; Metazoa; Cnidaria; Anthozoa; Scleractinia; Merulinidae.
AGAGACGAGAUUUCGUAAGGCCGCCUGGACGAACUUAUCAAAAUAUUACAAAAUCUCUCCGUGGAAACGUAUCUAAAGUCUUAUGAGAUAUGAUUUCCUUCCUCAUAAGUUAUGAAUCAUUAAAAAGGAUACUCAAAACUAAGGCUGUGUCCCGAAACAAUAACAAAAUACCCUUUUAAGACUUCUUCGCUAUCUCUUAGAUAUUUCCAGUUAACAGGGCGCGCGCCUUAUCAGAAAAACUGAACAAUUGCUACGAGAUAUUAACACUGUGAAAGCUUUGCAUAUAGAUAUCUCCCCGCUUUUCAUAUUAUUUACAGCCGCUUGAAAAGUGCUCGCGCGCGGCUUAGUCCAGACAAAUUCGACGCAAAUUAUGCUUUUGGCAGGUAUUUUUUGGGUGGCCGCUAUAUUGCGGUCAUGGUUAUUUUUAGGCCGCAAAAACUACCGGCGAAAUAAUCGCAGCAAAAGGCCUCUCGCUACACUGCCAUUGUAUCAGUGUUUGAAUUAAUAAACUGGCUUGCAAAUAACGUGUGAUUAAAUGGCUAUUACGAACCAUUACUGGCUUUGUGUUCGCAAAAUCUUGCAUCUGUCGCGUUCUCAGCUAAUAAUUGAUUUCGCAUUUGUCCAUUCGGAGUUUGUUAACGAUUUCAUGCGAGUGAUUCGGUUUUUUCGUCCUUUUCUCUUACCGCCGGCGCCCUCGUUUAGCCGACCGCUCAAAACAACUUACCAAUUACUAAAACGCAAAAUUAUAUCCACUCUUCGCGAAAGCGGGAUCCUGCGUCUUCACAAACACCAUCAGCGCCGAGAUGAGCUUAUUAAAGGCCAAUACGUAGCUUGUAUCAUUAUUUAUCUAAACCAACAUCUCGGUAAAUAUUAAAUUUGUCAUUUUUGGAGUUUUGGACGCGUGUCACGUGACCCGAGUCCACCCCGCGAUUGUUCGGUGUUUAGACAGGGCGCAGGUGUAUCGCGGGCACAGAUGGCGGUCGCGGCAAAAUUCUCAUCAUUGUGAAAGACUCAACUGCGCAUAACUGAUGGCCAGACCCUUUUUAAAAUCUCGUCAUUUCGCAGCCAUCCGAGAAGCGCGCACCAUCAACGAAACACUCUGAAGAUCCGGCUGAAAACAAUUUCGAUUCUCAAAUCGCAGAUCUUGGAGUCGGACAGCCAACCGGAACUGCGAAGGUGUAAAGAGAAAAAAUAAGGAGUAGAGAACGUAAUGAGCCUUGAGCCAGCAAGAAUCGACGAAGAAGAGGCAAAAACACUCGGAAUUCAUACAGUUCGUACAGAGGACGGCGAGAUUUUAGCAAAAUUCAACCACGCACUGGCUUCGAUUGUAACAACGGAAGGAUUUGCCACCCACAUGGGAGGGGUGAACGGCAAUUUAUGUCACAUACCUCAGAAAAAACUCAAGCUGACGUCCGCUCUGUGGUAUCCUGAGGCAGGCCUGCACUAUCCAGUCCCUGGGCUUGCUUAUCACUACCUUGUGGGUCCAGAACGAGCCGUUCAUAAUAGCGAAAGACCCUUUCAUGAUACAGAAACCGAAGCAGGCUUUUUGCAGGCAAUCAAGGAAUACGAUGAAUUCGAAGAGUGGAUUGAUGGCUCUGCCAAACUUCGCUACUCGCCCUACAGCAGAGAGGCUCAAGCACACAUUUCAGGCUGGGCCAUGAAGUACACUAACAACCACAACAAGUUUGUGUUGAAGAAGACUUGUGUCGGAGUACUGCUCUGUAGCCAGGACUGCACUUUACCGAAUGGACUCAAGAUUGUCGUUAGGCCUGCUAUAUCCGAUAAAGUCCGUGAAAGACAAAUGGGUCAAAACUGCCCGAACGCUAACUGUACAGGAACGCUCGCCCAUAGGAAAUGUACAGGUAAUAAUGGUUAUCCAGUGACCCAUUUCUGGGUACAUCAAGAAGACGGCAUCUAUUUUGAAUCCAAAGGCACGCACGAUCACUUCAGACCUCAAGCGAGGAGAGCGACUCCUGAUAGAAGCUCCAAUAAUAAACUUAACAGCACUAAACUGAACAGCGAACAGACUAAAAACACGGAAGAUAAGCCGGCGGAAAAACUGGAGGGUUCUUCCACUUCGUCAGAGGGAAAAAAGUAUAAGUCUAGGAAACGGCAGCACGCUGAAAUCGCGGACAGUUUAUCAGUAAAGGAAACGGAUAUCGCGCACAUGUCUUCCUCGUUGUCAGCUGGAUUAUUACGAGGCUAUUCAAUCGAAGAAGAAGAUCAAUACAUCUGUGUGACCUUACCUGAAUCAGAAACGCUUUUCCACCGAGCUCUGUCGUACGAUCAAACAAACAUCGCCACGUACGGGAAACUUUACCUACUCUGCCAGACUUUCCAGGACGUUGUUCCCGGAUACACUUUGCUUGAGACCCGGAUGAUAUCGCGCAAUGUGAUGGGCUGGCCUGUUGUUAUAGCGACGUUAUACCGAAAAGGGACGAAGGAAGGUCAAAUUCAUCACAUGAAGACGUUGGCUCGACUUUGUUCCACACCCGAAGAAGACUUUUUUUCGCCCAAGUGGCAGAUGGUGAUCCACGACUUUCCCGCUGACCAAGCUCAGAUGGUGACCGAGGCGAUAGUAAACAUGAUCAUCAAUUCUCAAGUGCAGACACUGCUCAAAGUAUUCCAGUACAAGAGUGUUAGUUCCCUGUACAAGAUGCUCAGAGAGAAAAUAACCAGCAGUCUGCAAAGCUACGACAUGCACUUUGAACUGUGCAAGCGAGAAAUUAUCACCAGGUUACAAGAUCCACUGCUGACGAUGAAGUUCCGCGAAAUGACGCAAAGACUCACAGGAAGCAAAUGCACUGCGCAGGAGUAUGUGAGCACGGAUUGCAUGCUGUCAGGAGGAAUAUUUGGAUCCGUUAUUCGAGAGUUCUGGAAUUUCUGGGGAAGUAACAUUGUUGCUCCUAAAGUGUUCUCUGUCGCUGGCGAGUUGGUGGGAAGAAGAGAAAAGUCAGAGCAGUGGCAACGAAGACAAGCAGGUCUUGAUUUCCCCAGUGAUCCACAGAAAGUGACCUUACAGCGCAUGAGUGAGGUGGUGGUCACGUGGUGUCACUACCAGUCUGACCAUUGGCCAAAAUCAGUUGUACAAGAAAGCAUGGCCAACUUCACGCACUUACGACCCGAGGAGAAAAGGCUCCGCUUCAACAUUGAGCGACCUGGGUCCGCGUUCCAUCGGCCAGUCACUUACCCCACCUUACCCAUGCCUAGAUUUCACUGGUGUUGAGGGCACCAUGACGACACGAUUUGAAAAUUUUGUAAAUAAAUGACAUUUUUGAAGUAGUUUAAGAAUUUUACCACGACAUUUUGCAUCACUGCAUGUCGAGAGGAUGACUAAACCGUCUUUUUAUGUAAGAAUUAUUGGCUGUCAACAAAACAAGAUUAUAGCAAAAUUUCGAGUUGAACUCAUGAAUCAUCAAGCUCACGGCCAGCGAUUGUUCGCCAAUUAAAACUUAAGGGAACAACCGCUGGCCAAGGAGCUUGAAAACUCGUGGUUCAAAACUAGUUGUUGUUAAAACGUUUGUGAGAAAUCUUCACAUGAAUUAACUUCUUACAGAUAUUUAAAAUAAGGCUUUAAAAGCACGCACCAUAUCCGGCAUUGAGUUGAAAACCUUGCAAUAUUUCAACGAGCUUGCUUCUAAUAUAUAUGGGCCUUUUGUAUUAUUUUAUUCAGUUUUGUCAGUUAUGUCUCGUUAUAAAUUUGCAUGCUGCAGCAUCUAAGGACAAAAUUGGGAAUUGAAACUUAAUAACUGUCAUCAUUGUUUUUAACGAGAGAGGGUUCAGCUCUUUCCCUGUUAUAUAAACAAAGAAUUGUUUUCAUUUAUAAGUGGAACGAAAACUACUCGAAGGCAAAGACAUUUAAAAGAAAUUGAAAUCGAAGAGCUAAAUAAAUACGUUUAUAUCACCAAAGUUCACCCCGUAAAAAUCGUGCGAAACAAGUACAAAUAUCACGAGGAAUUUGUUCUGUAGGAAACUGGUCUAACAGGUUUUUUGUAGUACUGUUGUCAGUCUAAAGCCCCGGCCAAACGAUCACAACAUGUCAACGCAACAUAUCGCAACAUUGUCGGGCGCA